Xiphophorus hellerii (green swordtail) is the source of this 1031-nucleotide messenger RNA. RefSeq names its product peroxiredoxin-like 2A. Gene Ontology annotation, molecular function: antioxidant activity. The transcript is spliced from 5 exons. The record is from RefSeq and is a predicted model, not a curated record. Lineage: Eukaryota; Metazoa; Chordata; Actinopteri; Cyprinodontiformes; Poeciliidae.
ACGCAGCUGCAACUAAUCUGACACUGAUCGGUUUCUGGGUCCAACAGAAAGGGGGCUGGCUUUGGGCUGCACUGUAGAGGAUCAAAUCGAGCUGUACUUUAAAUGCGCUCCCAGUCGUGGUCCGUUUAAAGUGGAGUAAAUACAGUGAGAGGGAAACAGGAAAAUGGCUAUGGGACUUAUUGGAGACACAGUGGCCACCGUGGGCGGCCUCGUCACGGGAGUCUUGAACUUUUUCACGGACUUCUUUCUCACUCCACCCCUGAAAGCCACUCUGAUGUUCUUGCAGGAAGCUGAGCUUAAAACCCUGACAGGAGACAUAAAGACGUUCAAGGCCAAAAAGCUUUGGGAAAAGUCGGGAGCGGUAGUCAUGGCAGUGCGGCGACCCGGGUGAUUUUUGUGCAGAGAGGAGGCUGCAGAGCUGUCCUCUCUGAAACCCCAGCUGGACAAGCUGGGGGUCCCUCUGUAUGCUGUGGUGAAGGAGGACGUGGGAACCGAGGUUCAGAACUUCAGACCAUACUUCAAGGGGGAGAUUUUCUUGGAUGAAAAGAGGAGGUUUUAUGGGCCCCGUGAGCGGAAGAUGGGACUUCUGGCUUUCAUGCGUUUAGGAGUCUGGUUGAGCGGAGUGCGGGCCUUCAGAAAGGGCUUCAUUGGAAAUGUUUUAGGGGAAGGCUUUGUCCUUGGUGGGGUGUUUGUCAUUGGCCGAGGCCAGCAGGGAAUAUUACUGGAGCACCGAGAGAAGGAGUUUGGGGACAAAGUCAACAUUUCAGAUGUCCUCCAAGCAGUCAGAAAAAUACAACAGUAAAACAAAGCACAAUUUUAGAUAUGCGAAUCAAGGUUUGCCUCUGGGACAUGAGGAUUCAUUGUGUAUGACUGCUCUUGAAACUUUGUGUGUUCAUGAUGGUCUGUUUUUAAACUCAAUAGAGCAAGCAGACUUGAUGUUUAACACCAAGUUCCGUGUAUGUUGUACUGCAGAGCAACUCUGGGACCAGAGACUGACCUUUCAGAACAAUAAAGCAUCUUGUUAUCCUCUG